Molecule: messenger RNA, 3763 nt
Organism: Siniperca chuatsi (mandarin fish)
Lineage: Eukaryota; Metazoa; Chordata; Actinopteri; Centrarchiformes; Sinipercidae
Gene: lrp11
Product: low density lipoprotein receptor-related protein 11
Exons: 9
Coding region: 1294-2946 (550 amino acids)
Molecular function (GO): serine-type endopeptidase inhibitor activity; protein binding
Source: RefSeq, a predicted model, not a curated record
ACAUAAUAUACUGUUAUAUCAUUAUUAUUCUGUUCUCCAUAGGCAUUUUAGAUUAGAAGAUCUCCAUUUUCAAUCCAUAAAUUAUCAGGGUUUUAUUUUUUUAAGUGACAUUACCUUUAGUCAGUGCAAAACUUUAUGUCAACACCAUAAAGUCAAUCACAGCUGGUGUAUUGGUGAAUUGAUUAUGCACAAAUACAGUAUCGGGCUAGAAAAUUAUUCCUAACAAGGCGUUGUGGUAUGACAAAGUCGUGUCAAAAAGUAACACAGAAUGAACUGACUAUUAAAGAUGUAAAGUAACAAAAUAUAGUAAACAAUUUCAGAGUAGUGGUACUUUCAUUUUUUGUGAAACUUUCACAACAGUUCAUACUAAAUAUUGUAGUUUUUACAUCAGCAAUGCAAAGUCAAGAUUGUUUGUAGAGCACAGUCUCAUAAAGAGGAAAUUCAAUGUGCUUUCCAGAGUGAUAAAAUUGUUAAAAUCAAGUUAUAAUAAUAAACUUUAUUUAUACAGCACUUUUCAAAACAAAGAUAGGAAGUGCUUUACAUAGCUGAACCAGGAAUAACACAUUCCUGGACUGCAGUGAGGCAAAAUUUAAUAAAAUACCCAACAAUAAUAUAAGAUAAAAACAAUAAUAAAAAAAAAGAUACGACAUGUUGGAAAUAAAACGGCGUACUAGCAUUAAUAAAAAGCUAUUUUUAAAUAAUACAUUUAUACCAUAGAUAAAAGCAGACAACAUGCAUAUGCACACACGCACGCGCGCGCACACCUAAACAGCGCCUCAAAAUAUGUACAAUAAAAAAUACACAAAAAUGACCCUAUAGGCCGCAACAAAAACAAACUAUUUAAAAGCUAGAGUGAUAAAACUGUUACCGCCCCUUGUGUGUUGCAUAGUGCUGUUCAAAUGAAUGCAUACUGGGCCUAUUUAUGCAAGCAAACACCAGUAGGCGAGAGAGAGAUUGAGAGAUAAAGAGAGCUGCAGGUGUGCUAGCUCUCCGUUCGCCAUAUUUAUUCAUCAUCGUGACGUCAGAGGUUUCUGCUGAGCAGCCAAGUGUUCUGGGCUCGCGGCCGUCUCCCCCUCACCAUGACAACGACGAGGGAUUUGUAGCAUCGUCAGAGGACAAACCGUUACCUCUUCGGCUCACGGUGUAGAGACGAAUAUUAUGUAAAAUAGCGUGUUUUACACGAGUAUUGCGGCGAUACAUUUCUCGUAGGAAGGCCAUCUUUGUUGAGUGGACGCUCAUGCGUCGGAGACCUGCCGCAGGCAGAGGCAGACGCCGUUUUACUGCGUGAACAACAUGGCUCUUCCUCAGCAUCCCCGGCUGCUGCUCGCUUGUGUUGUGCUGUUGAGCGCAGUCCAACGGAUCGACAGUCGGUCUUCGCCGAUAUCGGACCUGAAAUCCAAAAUAUCAGGGGUGGAGGAGCUCUUGGAGGAAUUCCGCAAGCAGCUCCAGCAGGACCAGACGUACAAGGUAGACGAUGAGAUUGACUCCUGUGUGGGCGACUUCAACGCCGUCGGGGAGCGCAUCAUCCGGGCCAAGGCCUCCAUCGAGCAGGGGGCCACCUUCCUGUUGGCCCCGGAUAGGGUGUACACCUGGAAGGACUGUCUGCACGCCUGCUGCUCCCAGCCUCACUGCACCGUGGCGGUGGUCCAGGAGGACCCGAGGCAGCCCGGGGACAGUCUCAGCUGCUACCUGUUCAACUGCACCUACAGGAAUAAAAAUGUCUGCUCCUUCGCACCGCAGCAAGGCUUCACCACAUACAGCCGGACUCCCAACACAACGCAGGGACACCUCCCUGUUUCACCCAGCGGUUCAGCCAGGAGGCUCGGGGAAGCACAUCCUGAUGGGGAUGAUACACAAGCGGUGGAUGAGCCUCCUCGCAGUGACGCUGGACAGGAUGUGGUGAUCCAGCUGCCCACGGACUGGGCUGUCCUGGAUGGACGGGACAGUGUGGACGACCAUGCGAUCAGCCACUAUGAAUGGACUCUGGUCAGGGGGGACACAGCCAUCAAUAUGAAGGCGACUCAUCCAGGGCUGCUAAAGAUCGGUGGUCUCCAGGAGGGUGUCUACACCUUCCAGAUGACUGUCACUGACACAGCGGGCCAGAAGAGCUCUGACAACGUCUCUGUCACUGUGCUGGCACCAAAACACCAAGCAGAAGUGUGUACAGGCCAGUGUUCAAACUACCAGUUCAAGUGUGAUGACGGUUGCUGUAUUGACAUCACCUACGCCUGUGAUGGGAAGCAACACUGUCCAGACCGCUCUGAUGAAGACUUCUGCCCAAACUUUGACAGCGGCAGGAAGUCAGUGACCCACCCUGCUGAUCUGUCAAGCCCUCAUCGGCCUGCAGCCCAGACAGAGGAGGCUGAGGAUGGCUCCAUGCGUCAGACUGGGUCCAGAAAGACCAUAGAAAACAUCAUACCACCUCAGGACAGGAGCAAGGCCACUCCUCCACAAAGUCCCAGUCAACAGGAGGCUCCAGUCAGUCAAGAUCCAUGUGCUGCAGCUCCAGUUGUAGGACCCUGUAAAGGCACCUUCCCACGCUGGUACUAUGACCAAAAUGCAGGAGAAUGCAAACACUUCCUGUAUGGCGGUUGCCAGGGCAACCAUAACAACUUCCUCCAGGAAUCUGACUGCGUCAGUGAAUGUAUACAAAAAAGUCCAGCUUUCAAACCAGCAACUGUGGCUCCUCCGAUCACCAAACAAACAGAGAUAGCUGCCCCUAAAGCAGAGAGUGACAUCCCCAUCUCCAAACCAUUUCCAGUUAUGGGAGGGCAUCCAGGACCAGAGUCAGGUGCAAUCCUUCCUCUUGCUCUCGGCCUAAUCAUCACCGCUCUGCUGCUGCUCAUGAUAGGCUGUCGUCUCAAACUUGUUCGUCACAAACUGAAGAAAGCCCGACCCCUCACCACAGAGGAGUCAGAUUACCUCAUCAAUGGCAUGUACCUGUAGCUAAUCAGCCAGGGAGUGCCAAGAUCUGAGACAUGGGUGUUGUCACCGGAGCCUGAGCUAGGACUUUUUGAAUUUGCACUCUGUAUUUCUUGCUGCAUGGUGUCUCUAAUUUGUCCUCACUUCAGGUUGGAAAUAUCCCAAGUCUCUGCUGUCAUGAACAUUUUCUGAACACCCCCACACUGAACCCCUCUGACUGGUAAAUCUGCUGCUGAUAGAUGCUGCCUUCAAAGCCAAUGACACAUAUUCAGAUGCUUGUGAAUUCAUAUUUGUUGUUAUCUGAUUGUGAAUCCACGAUGAAAGAGUCAACAUUCCUAGUUCGAUACUGAUAUACAGCUGUCUAUAUUUCCGCAAUGACUGCUGGGAUACAGUCUUUUGUCCCCUCUAUUAAAAAUUCCCUUUAUUCCUAAAAUGCUCGUUCCUUCGACAUCAAUGACAUCAAAAAUGUUUUUUAUUUUUACUAGAGAUGUAUUUUCCUGACUAGUGACGCACAACAAUGUUGUGUGUUUCUGCCACUGGGUGACACUAAUGUGCCAUAUUUGUGCUGUACAUUUGACCCAAGUUAGCUUGCCUGAAGGUCAGAAAUGUAACACAUUGGAGUGCUUGUUACAGUGCACUUUUCUUUGACUGACUAUGAAUCAACGAGUUUCUCAGAAUCAUAUAAAGCCAUAGUAAAUUGUAUUCCUGUCUAAAAUUCUGUUGCAUAUUUUUCUUUACUAAGCAAACUCAUGUGUGGAGUAUGUACUAUAUUUGCGCAGUUGUAUUCCCUCAAAGUCCUGUCUUUCAUGUGAGAUAUUAAAAUUUAUUAUAUAUCAAAAAA